Molecule: messenger RNA, 3153 nt
Organism: Aaosphaeria arxii CBS 175.79
Lineage: Eukaryota; Fungi; Ascomycota; Dothideomycetes; Pleosporales
Product: MCM-domain-containing protein
Exons: 3
Coding region: 68-2956 (962 amino acids)
Biological process (GO): double-strand break repair via break-induced replication; mitotic DNA replication; DNA replication initiation
Cellular component (GO): nucleus; MCM complex
Molecular function (GO): single-stranded 3'-5' DNA helicase activity; ATP binding; single-stranded DNA binding
Source: RefSeq, a predicted model, not a curated record
UUUUCCCUCAACUCUACACAAAGUGUAGACACCCCACUACUGCGAGUAUACACAACCUCCGACCACCAUGUCGUCCCUUCUCGACGCUGCUCUUAACUCAGAUGCCGCACCUACGCCAUCCAGCGAUAUAGGUGCUGGGCAACGUCAAUCUCGAGUUCGAUCCUCUUCGAGACCUCGCGCACCCCCCUCAGACAGCGCGGGCGCAAACAGUGACAUUGAAGGUUACGCAGACGACGAUGUGGUCGAGAAAAUACCUGGUAGAAGAACGAAUGGCCCCAGGACGGAUAUCCCUAAGGUCGUUGAUGUGACGGGAGAGACACUCUCUUUGCGAUUUCAGGAGUUCCUCGAGAGUUACACAGAAGAUCCUACAUCAUCAGUAGCGGCGCCGCAAUCCAGUGUUCCCACGACGGAUAAGUACUAUAUUGCUCAAAUCGGCGGACUGCGUUUAUACGGACUCUCUACACUAUACGUCGAUUACACACACUUGCUCAGACAUGAAGACGGUGUGCUGGCUGCCGCUAUUGCUAGCGAAUACUACCGCUUUCUUCCGCACAUGAUUCGUGCUCUACACAAUCUGAUUGCAAGAUACGAGCCCAAAUAUUUCCAACAACAUCGUCAGCCGCCUUCCACAACUUCCGUUUCCGCACCCUCGAAUGCCGGAAACGCUACAAGUCAGAAUGAAAGUGUCAUUGGUCAGACCGCGAAUCAGCAAACGGAUAAGAUUUUUACUCUUGCGUUCUACAAUUUGCCGCUUGUUUCGCGCAUUCGCCAGCUCCGAACGUCGUCUAUCGGAAGCCUUCUCUCCAUCUCCGGCACCGUCACACGUACGUCUGAAGUCCGGCCCGAACUCUCGAUGGCAACUUUCAUAUGUGAGGGUUGCAAUACUGUAUUGCCAAAUAUUGAGCAGACCUUCAAGUACACUGAGCCGACGCAAUGUCCCAACGCCGUGUGCAUGAACCGAGAGGGCUGGCGGCUUGAUAUCCGGCAAUCUACUUUCGUCGAUUGGCAAAAGGUUCGAAUUCAGGAAAACAGUUCCGAAAUUCCUACAGGUAGCAUGCCUCGAACCAUGGACGUCAUUCUCCGCGGAGAGAUGGUCGAUCGUGCAAAGGCUGGAGAGAAAUGCAUAUUCACGGGUACUAUCAUUGUUAUCCCGGAUGUCAGUCAAUUCAGGGUACCUGGCGUACGGCCACAGGCGACAAGAGAUACAUCAAACGUAGCUCGAGGAAAUGAUGCUGGCGGAUCUGGCGUCAGUGGCUUGAAGGCCCUUGGUGUUCGUGAUUUGACCUACCGGAUGUCCUUCCUAGCCUGCAUGGUCAGCCCUGAUACUUCAACCCCAGGACAAACAACGAACCACCACAUGCAAGGACAGGCCGGGAACAUAUUAGCGUCCCUAAACCAAGCACAGGCAAUGGAGACCACAGCGACAGGCGAAGAGGCACAGGCAGAGUACCUAGGCACUCUUACUGGCGCUGAAAUCCAGGAUCUCAAGGAUAUGGUCCAUCGUCCCAACAUCUUCAUGCGCCUUGUGGACUCGAUUGCUCCUAUGGUCUAUGGACAUCAAGUUAUCAAGAAAGGCUUACUACUCCAGCUAAUGGGAGGUGUGCCAAAAGAGACGCCCGAAGGAAUGGCUCUUCGUGGUGACAUCAACAUUUGCAUCGUUGGCGAUCCCUCAACAUCCAAGUCACAAUUCUUAAAGUACAUUUGCAGCUUUUUGCCUCGGGCGGUUUACACAUCCGGAAAGGCCUCAUCCGCUGCUGGUCUCACAGCAGCCGUGGUCAAGGAUGAAGAGACUGGAGAGUUUACUAUUGAAGCAGGUGCACUUAUGCUUGCAGACAAUGGUAUCUGCGCAAUUGAUGAAUUCGACAAGAUGGAUAUUGCUGACCAAGUUGCUAUCCAUGAGGCUAUGGAACAGCAGACCAUCUCUAUCGCGAAGGCCGGCAUCCAGGCAACAUUGAAUGCACGAACGUCCAUUCUCGCGGCUGCAAAUCCGGUUGGCGGUCGGUAUAACCGUAAAACUACUCUCCGCGCGAACGUGAAUAUGUCGGCUCCCAUCAUGUCCCGUUUCGAUCUCUUCUUCGUUGUUUUGGACGAAUGCGACGAGGCGAUCGAUCGCCACCUUGCCGAGCACAUUGUCGGCAUCCACAAAGACAGGGAUGAUGCCGUGGAGCCUGAGUUCAGCACCGAGCAACUGCAGCGAUACAUCCGAUUCGCUAGGACAUUCCGACCCGAGUUCACGGAGGAAGCCAAGGUGACUCUCGUCGAGAAGUACAAAGAGCUGAGGGCAGAUGAUGCACAGGGAGGAAUUGGCCGAAACAGCUACCGAAUCACUGUUCGUCAGCUUGAGAGUAUGAUCCGUCUCUCUGAGGCCAUUGCAAAAGCAAACUGUGUCAGCGAAAUCACUACGGAUUUCGUCAAAGAAGCGUACAAUCUUCUCCGCCAAUCCAUCAUCAGCGUCGAGAAGGAUGACGUUGAGGUUGAGGAUGAGGAUGAUGAGGCUAUGUUAGCCGCAGCCGCAGCUGCUGAGGCAGAAGAGCAAGGCGAAGAUGCCAACAUGGCAGAUACUAAUGAGGAAGCUGAUGCAUCGAGGGCGCGAACCGCAAGCCGAACACCAGCGCCACCGCGCGAGAAGACGAAGAUUACGCACGACAAAUACAUUGCCAUGCGCAAUCUCCUUGUCAAGCGCGUCAACGAAGAUCAGACAUCUACAGAGGACGGUGUUGAAGAAGAAGAGCUCCUGGUUUGGUAUCUCGAACAGAAAGAAUCAGAGAUGGAGACGCAGGAAGACCUCGAGAAGGAGAGGUUGCUUGCGAAGAAGGUCUUAAGGAGACUGGUCAAGGAUUCAUACCUUAUGCAGAUUCGCGGCGAAGGUCUUGCAGAUGAACAAGGCCAGGGCGCUCAAGAGGGCAGGACUGUCUACGUUCUACACCCUAGCUGUCCAGUGGAGGAUAUUGUUUAGCGUAUUACAACUAUUAGCAUGUCAUGCAAAUGUACAAAGCUUACGAAGCAUUGGAGGGAUGAGGAAUUGGCGUUCGAUCUGAUCACAGAAAGGCAUACAUCGGUUAUAAAGGAUCAUAGCGAGAGUAUAGUUAUCACGUUAGCUGAGAUAGACAUAGCUACAACAAGCUUUUACGAACAGUAGAACGCAAUUAAGCC